AUGAAUGCAAACGGGUUCUUUUUCUUUAAGUUUAAAACUAAGGAAGGGAUGAAUCAAAUGUUAGAGGAUGGUCCUUGGUUGAUCAGAAGUGUACCGAUUAUUUUGAAGGAAUGGUCGCCCUCUAUCAAGAUGGAGAAAGAGGAUAUUAAAGUUGUUCCAAUUUGGGUCAAGAUGCAUGAUGUGCCGUUAACGGCAUUUACCGAGGAUGGUCUUAGCUUGGUUGCUUCUAUGAUUGGGAUUCCUAAGAUGUUGGAUUCGUAUACAGCCAUGAUGUGUGCUGAGUCUUGGGGAAGAAGCAGUUAUGCUAGAGCACUUAUUGAAGUUCAGGCAGGGGUCGAGUUAAAGAAGAGUGUUACUAUUGCAAUCCCAUCUUUGGAUGGUAAUGGUCAUUCAAAGGUAGAGAUCAGAAUUGAGUAUGAUUGGGAGCCUUUAAGGUGUUCCUUUUGCUGUGUUUUUGGUCAUGAUGAUAGCUCGUGCCCAAAGAACCCUCAGCUUACUUCAAGUGGAGAUUCUGAAAAGAAUAAUGAUGAUUUUCAGGGUGUGGGUGCUAAGAAAAAGAAAGUUAAUAACCAAGGCCUCCAUAUGAAAAAUCAGAAGCCUAAGUUAGUUUACAGACCAGUUGUAAAGCCUAAACCAAAGUCGUCCUUAAGGAAUCCGAACCAGGUUUCAACGUCAAACCCAUUUGAAGUCCUUAAGGACGAUGACAGUAAUCAGGGAGGUAGCACUGUGGGUCUAGUGGAGAAGAAAGUUGCGCAGACUAGUAGUGACAUGCAGGAUUCAGAUGAGGAGGAGGUCGAGGAAGUCUAUAAUGAAACUAGUGAAUUUAUGACCUCGGGUACACAUUCGUCUUCUUCGAGAGCUAAGGCUAGCUCCUCUUCCACAAAAUUCUUCAAUGGAUAG
This is a messenger RNA of Helianthus annuus (common sunflower), 900 nucleotides long. RefSeq lists its product as uncharacterized. Bases 1 to 900 code for a protein of 299 amino acids. Lineage: Eukaryota; Viridiplantae; Streptophyta; Magnoliopsida; Asterales; Asteraceae. The transcript has a single exon. The record is from RefSeq and is a predicted model, not a curated record.